Messenger RNA from Magallana angulata, 10900 nucleotides. RefSeq lists its product as uncharacterized. The record is from RefSeq and is a predicted model, not a curated record. Gene Ontology annotation, molecular function: GTPase activator activity; protein binding; phosphatidylinositol binding. The coding region runs from base 2203 to 9765 and encodes 2520 amino acids. The transcript has 21 exons. Lineage: Eukaryota; Metazoa; Mollusca; Bivalvia; Ostreida; Ostreidae. Gene Ontology annotation, biological process: small GTPase-mediated signal transduction.
AGAAGUGUUCUUUCUGUGACCUUACUCCCAGUGUGUUUUCAGAAUCAUUUGAAGCUCAUUAGCUUCUGGCUGACCUACUUUUGAGUUCUUUGUGUGGAUUUGUACUGUAUCAUGUGAUUUCAAGUCUUGAAGGCAAGUACAAUUUAAUAUCAAACUGUUUGAACAUGUAAGGUUCCUCUGCACUGGUGCCAUAUCAUCUGGUUUAAUCUUGUUUAUCUAUCUUAUUUCCUGCUUGAUUGGAAGGUGAACAAGUUUUGCAGUGGAAUGUUCCUCAUCAAGGAACAUUAUUACAUUGAUUACAAAUUGAGGGUGUAACAUUUUCCUUUUUAUAGAUUCAGAAUUCUUUCUUCAAUAUUGCAUCCAGCUUAUAUAAUUCCGAUAGGGUACCUCUGUUAGAAACUGAUUAGAUAAGGAUUCCAUUUCUGAGGAAGCUGAAGCCCCAUGCCUCCUGCACUGAGUCGAUAAAAAUCAGUGGCUUUUUCUAAUCUGAUGAAGAUGAGGAGUAAAAUUUUAUACUUAAUUCCUGGGGAAGGGUAGGGAGUCCUUGAACUGUCAAUAAACAGAAGAUAAUGGUUGGAGAUGGAUGUCAUCUGGGCACAACUACUAUGUCAUAAUUUAUGUGUCUUACCUUGAUUUGUGACAGUCUGAGGUCACUGACCUGAAUUAGGGAAUUGUGUGUUGAGUUAUCUCCCCUUUUUAAUAGUGCAGCCUGUUAUUGAGGAGAAGUCAAUAAGGUCACAAAAUGUAGAAUAAAGUGUUGGUACAAUGUUCAGAUAUUUGGUGUAUUUUCUUAACUACACAUGCAGUUAUUUGUUAUCAGUUAGCAAUACUAAUAGCAUCAUUUUUAGUACAACUGAUAGGUAUCCAAUUAUAGUCCAUCUCAAGGAGUCAACUAAGAGAAGUCAAUCCUGUACUGAAUUCUGAGAAAAUCUCUCUGGGAUAAAUCCUCUGUAAUGUAAUAGUAUUUAAACUAAAAUGAACCCGGUCCACCUUCAUAUGCUACUAUUGAUCUGUGAGUCAUCUGAUCAGGAUUGGAAAAUCUUGUCAACUUGAUGCACUUGCAUUCUCUGAGUGAGAUUGUCUGAUGUAGGAGGAAGCCGAAGACAGUGUGCGGUUGGAACUGUCCAUUGGGCUAGGAAGAAUUAAAGACAUGGCAGAUUAAUUAUUCAUACCAAUGUAUUGUUCCGGAUAGUAAGAUAAUGCCACUGGAGUCAUUUUCAGAUUGAUCUUGCAUUUUGUGAGAGAGAUUCAUCUGUAUACCUGUGUCAUUCAAAAUUAAUUAAUCUCCUGAAAAUUAAAAACCGGAAAGAAACUUCAGGUGUUUUCUUGAGGCAGAGGAAAGACUUGAAUUACCCCUGUGCUGAUCACUACAUGUCACUGAUUCUUGUGAGAGAAGGAAUACAACAGUGACAGUGGUUUGGAGGGCAGUGGUGCAGCCAUGAUGUACUUUAUUUUGACAGAUUCACAGAUCCCUUGGACAAUGGCUGACAGAUUAAUUUGGCACUUAUUACAUGUUUAUUAUUCAAAUCAAGUUUUGCCCUGGUCUGGGAGAGCAACAGAGGCUAGUUUAUAUUGAUUUUUCAAUGGAAUCACCUCUACUUUCUCCCCCUCUCUCUCCAUAACUCGGAUUGACUAGAGGCUGAGUAACCAGACACUGCUUAAAGUGACUCAGAUCUUAUUGACAGAUUUUCAUUAAAGACAUUCCUUUGUCAAUUAGUGGCCUUGUUUCAUUGCAAUGUUCCAGUGGGUCUGGCAUCAGGGAGAAAAAAAGGAGAGAAAUUUUGUGUCACAUUGUGAAAUGGAAUUAGCUGUCUUGUAGCUUAACUUGGUUGAUGUAAGUUUGGAUUCUGGAGAAAAGGAAAAUAUAAUGAGAGGAAUGAAAACAGGAAGUUUUUUCACAUUUAUCAAAUUUGUCAGUCUAAACUAAUAUAGUGCCUGAAUUCCUGUUUGAUUCAAUGUGUUGGAGAUGCGUUUGGGGAUAUAGACAAUAUGAUCAAGCUUGUGCCUCACAGUCUCACACUGACCAUUGAUCUGACAUGACAGGGUGAUUGGCAGUUGAUGGAAGAUGUGUGCCGCCAUGGUCCUGGACCAACUGCUGGUUCUGUUGUGGUGCAAGUCAGAAAAAGAUGGUACACCUGUCAAGACAGGUGUCAACAGCUCAGACUUUUGAUCACAAUGGGAUGUCAACUUUUAUAAGUUGUCAUGGCCUUUGAGGUUCAGAAUAUAUACAGCACACCACAGAUUCCGCGCAAGCGGCCAUGUUUACGUCCUCGCCGAAUGACGCUGAUCGAUCUCAGAAAUGUACGAGUAGAUGAAGAUGACAACCAGCCCUAUAGAAAAUGCAGCACUGCUACAAUCCGAUCAGAGGGGACCGGCACACAGUACUACUCCAAGCAUGGUGGAAUUCAACACAUGUAUGAUAGCUCCGACACCAGCAGUCUGGAUUCCUUCAAGAGUAACUCCUCCUGUAUGAGGAUCAGGAGAGUGUCCAGCUCGGUUGAUGGAUCCACCAGGUUCCCCAGGCUGCAGGAGUGUGCCCAUUUUCAUUAUGACGUGGUAGAACUUCCCAAUUUUCAGGCAUGUUUAAGUGAUGAGGAGCAGGAGAAUUUUCACCAUGUCGUGGGGGAGGAGGAGGGAGGGGCUUUCCUCAUCAAGAUCACCUGUGGCAACAAGUGCUGGAUGGUCAAGCGCACCCUCAAGAACUUCUGCAUGCUUGACAGGCAGCUACACAAGUGUAUCUUUGACCGCAAGUUCAGCAGGUUGCCUGAACUCCAGAAAUCUGAUGAAGAAAAAAGUCCCAAGGAAAUGGAACUUUUUCUUCAGGCCUACCUGAAGAGAUUUUCUGACAUAGCUGGUAGUAUGAUCAACUGUGGCUCUGUGCUCAACUGGUUUGAGAUUGAUAAUCGUGGAAACCGUUUACUGGUUGUGGAUGAUUCAGGGAUCAAUACCCCAGCCAUCGCUGCAGCCCAUGCAGUCAAAAGAUACACAUCCCAGGCCAUCGACGAAAUCUCGCUAGAGGUUGGAGACAUUGUGUCUGUGAUUGAUAUGCCCUCCACUGAUGACACAAUUUGGUGGCGGGGAAAACGAGGAUUUGAGGUGGGCUUUUUCCCUGCAGAGUGUGUGGAAGUGAUAGGGGACAAAAUCCCAGCCUCUGUCCAAUCAAUGGUGCCCCUCAACAGCAAUAGUAAGAAACCUUUAGUCCGUAAGCAUGGGAAGUUUCUGUCCUUUCUUCGGAUGUUCUUCAACACUCGUCCUCCACGGAACCAGUUGAAACAGUCUGGGAUUGUCAAGGAGAGGGUGUUCGGUUGUGAUCUGGGGGAACACCUGCUCAAUUCAGGGCAUGAUGUUCCUCUUGUGCUGAAAUGCUGCUCUGCAUUUAUUGAGGAGAUGGGCAUUGUUGAUGGGAUAUACAGACUUUCUGGAAUCACAUCAAACAUACAGAAAUUAAGACUUGCUUUUGAUGAGGAUCGAGUUCCUGACCUAACAGAAGAGAUAUACCUACAAGACAUUCACUGCAUCAGCUCACUGCUCAAGAUGUACUUCAGGGAACUCCCUAAUCCUCUGCUGACCUACCAGCUCUACGACAAGUUUGCUGACGCAGUGCGAGAUGAAGACAAUAAACUGUGGAAGAUCCAUGAUGUCGUCCAACAACUUCCUCCACCUCAUUACAGGACUGCUGAGUUCUUGAUGCGCCAUCUAGCAAAAGUUGCAGCAUUUGGGAAGGAAACUGGUAUGCAUUCCAAGAAUCUGGCCAUUGUGUGGGCCCCAAAUCUUCUCAGGUCAAAGGAGCUGGAGUGUGGGGGAGGAGCAGCAGCCCUGCAGGGGGUGGGGAUCCAGGCAGUCGUCACUGAAUGCUUGAUUGUUUAUGCAGACCUUAUCUUCAGUGACAAACUUCCAUCAUAUUCCUCUCCAGAAUUGAAACCCUCAAGGAAAAAGCCAAGACCCAAAUCUCUAGCAAUUUCCACGCCCACAAAGUUGAUAACCUUGGAAGAAGCAAGGGAGAGGGCCCUUUCGGCCAGUCUUCGUCCUCCACACCAGAAAUACAUUGAUGUGGGCAGUGGGCCCAAAGGCUUACCUGAGAAGUACCACACAGUACUGGAUCUACCUGGCUACAGGAAGAAGAUGCCUCUUAAGGAGGUUGGAAAUUUGAAAGCCAAAAAAUCUCCUAGUGGAUGGAGGUCCAUAUUUUCUAAGGGAAACCGACAAAGCAGCAUCAAACACAAAAAUCACAAAAGUGGAUUAUCACAAUCCUUGGGCACUGGAAUGGAGAGAAAGGCCAUCACAGAGGAGGAUGUUCAGACCUGGAAGAGGAGGCGACUAAGAGGAGCGAAGAGUGCCGAGUCUCUCCUUGUCCUUCCUCAGUCCUCCUCCAUUGACAGUACCAAGAGGAUGUCCAGGCUUGUGGAUGAGAACAUGCUCAUGAAAAUGUUCCAAGAAGAAGAAGGCCGGCGACCUUUAGGUCACAAGAGAUCUCUAUCCUCAGAGUCCCCUAGGAGCCUCAUGCAUACAGAGGAGGCUGUAACCUACCCUAGCUACAUUGUGGCUGGAUCUAGAGAAAUGGCAAUUGAUGUGUAUGAUCUGAAAGAUUGUGUUGAGAAUGAAAACCCUGAGAAAAGGAAACAGAAGCAAACCUUUGUUCGUUCUGAGCCAAAGAGGAGAGUUGUAUCACAUAGGAGGACCCCCUCAGCACCUCUCAGUCCUAAACUUGAUGACUCCCGCGAAAAAAGCAGGAGUCCAAAAAUGUCAAAGCAAAAGGGCAUCUCACAAAGUGUUAUUGAAAUAGAGCAUCGAGGAACAGAGGGACUGAGAGAAAAUCUUAUGUCAUCUUCCAUUGACGCAGAAAAAUUUGUGUUACACAUGGAUGACAAAGACUUGCUAAAACCAAUCGAUCAAAAGAGCAAAAGCCCCUCAAGUGACAGUCGGAGACUUAGGAAAUCACCACAGAGAGAUUCAAAGGAAAUGUCUGCUUCUCCUAAAGAACAGAGAAAGACCUUAGACAUUAGUGACAAACUACAGAGGAAGGACGAAGUGAUCGAUUUACCAGAGAGUCCUGGAGCUAGAAGGAAGAACUGGCUAAGCAGUUCAUCUUCCACCCCCUCCACAACUCCAGAUGAACCUCCAUUACAUCAGUAUUUCUCCAGACAUCACGACUAUGCAGAAAUCUCAAACAGUGAAAGUGAACUUAUCGACAACAUCCAGUCAUCUUCUACCUUAAAGGCAGAGGAAAACGCAAACCGAUUAUCGGACAAUUACGACAAUGUGGAUAAUGCAAUGUUUUUUCUUCCAUCAGAUGACACGGAUCUACUGCAGUCCAUUGAUCAGGCAACACAGUCUAUUAAUCAAGCUUUGGACAACACUGUAACCUCAUAUUCCUACAGCGAAAGUGAAACAAACUUUUCCUCUGUGGAGUUUUCAAAGAGUAGAACUAAUGAAUGUUCUAGAAUGUCGAAGUGUUUAAGUGUCCCCUCUGACAUUCAAAAAUCUCUUGAAAACCUAACCUCUGGAAGCCAAACUGACUUGUUAUCUUCCAUAACUUUAAGUGAAGUAUCUACUUCCAUAGACAGUUUCAGUCUCAGUGAGGAAACCAGUUCUGGUGCUGACAGAAAGCGUCGGAGUGCCUCACUGGACAGUCUGACCGAAUCACCACUCACACGAACAUUGAUAGAAAUCAAUGCUCAGAUAGACCAGGCCUUCAAGAACGAAGUCCAAAAAGCAAAGAAACUGAAAGAGGAAAAAAGUUUGUCAAUCGAUUCUGGUGACUUCAAGGAAGAGAUUGCAACAAGUAUGUAUGAAUCUGCCAACCAAGACUCAAAUACAUUCGUGGACAGACCUGCUGCUGAAGUACAAGUUGUUGAAACUCCAAGAUUAAUUCGUGCUCCAUUACGUAGUGCCAAAGACCAAAACUUUUCAUUAAAUGUGGGGAAGUCUGCUGAAUCUACAAACAUUUCAUCAUCAUAUCAAACCAAAACACACACUCCUGAGGAGCAUUUAGUUGCUUUUUCCUCUGUACAGCAAGUUCACAGUGCUUCAUCAGAAUCCAGAAUAAUCUCACCCCAAGAAUCUCCCAAGCAAAACCUAAAAGGAUCUGCCUCAUCCCUCAUUUCUAUGUCACCUUUGUCGAGUCCAGUCAUGGCAAGGACAGGAAGUUCUCCCAUGUCAAGUCCUGUUCAGAGACGCCCAAAACGUUCACAACCAGACACCCCCACCCAGCCCUGGGCCCAAGACAGUCCAAUCUCUAGUCCUGGUGCUGCUCAGGGGGGUUACGUUUCACCAUUAAUGAGUCCAGCUAGCUCAGACCAAUCCUUUGAUUACGAUUCUCAACAGAGAAAAAUGCUGUCCAGGAGAGGAAAAGUGACUUUUGAUUUGUCUGAUGAUGAUCUCUAUUUUCUUUCACAACAAGGAAAGAAGAGAGAAACACUUAAAAGAUCUGACUCUAAUUCAUCCUCUUCAACUGUAUCUAGUCUUUCGAGUCCAGAGGCCCGGGUAAAACAAACCUCCAAACCUGACAAUUCUCCUUCUGCAAUUCCAAAGCAGUCAGCUAAAAGAGAUUUUCCACAUUUAUUGCUCUCUUCCUCAAACACUGAUACAAAAUCCACUUCUAGUCCACGUUCUCCUCGCAACCAGCCAAGAUGGGAAGAUUUGGCUGGGCUUAACCAAGAUUUUCGAGCAAUGGCUGGUUUAGAUAAAUCAUCCAACAAACCACAAGGAAAAUCAAAAGAAGGGAAGUCAACUACACCACUGACAAAAUCUUCAUCAAACCAUGAAAACUUAGAUUCUUCUUUUGACAAAAAGAUUCAUGACCUUUCCAAUUUUAAUGAACUCUGGAAAACCCAGCUUGCACCAACUGGUGAUGUGUGUAGAUUAACUGAUAAUAGAGACAAUGGUCAUGGUGGGAAUAAACACCAGUUAAAGAGAUCUGUGACAUUACCAGCUUCCAUGGAAGUGCCGCAGACAUUUGACCAGAGGGACCACAGCCCAGAGUGUAGCACAGAAGAAAGGACUGUCGUGGAGCAUAAACCAAUGAUCAAAAAAAGUUUGACAGACUGUGAUCUCCCUCAAAUAAAACACUGUAGUAUUGUAACACAGGGAAGCACAGACACUUCCUCAAGUUCUGAAAUGCAUUUAUGUGAAUCUGGAGCAAGUCUUGUGGUGCAUGAAGAAAACAGUAUGGAUAGUCAAGUGAAUAUAUGUAGGAGUGAAAGUUACAACCUAGCUGUGGGACAUUCAGUGGGAAGAAAUGACAUCCAGGACAAGGAGCAAACAAACAAACCAGCACAGAUUGGAAAGAAAAUCAACAAAACCCACAAGGUUGAUGGGAAAGAUGUUGUAUUGAAUAUGCCAGUUCUACCCCCUUUGGAGUUGUCUGGAUUCCCCAAGUUUGAAAACUCAGAUCAAGUUCCCAUAACUGGUGCUUCCAAGCUAAGCUGUGAUAAAAAUGAAAAAGCUGGCAAUUGCAAUGAUUUGUUGGGAGGUGAAGCAAGCUUCCCUGUAAACUUGUCUGACAGUUAUUAUGACAAUUCAGAUAUGAAUACAUAUGGAGGCGACAACUCUUUAAAUGAUACAAAUUCAUUUGGAGGUCAUAGCAGUAUGAUGGAUGAGAUUGACAUCAAUGAAAGUUGUUUUGGAAUUCCAACACAUCAGAAUCUCAGCAAUGAAAUAAGAGAGAAAAUGCAAGAUCGAUUCAAAGUGAAGGAUCAUAGCUCUACAUUUAAUGACACCAUACAACCAGGACUUAAUGUUCGCGAAUUCCCAGAUCACAUGGUAAUCGAUGAAAAUUACGACCAUCCUCAUGGAAUGGACGUUGAUGCUUCAGUGCUGGCUACUGGGUACACAUCCAUAACCAGACCAGCAGAAGACAUUCAGAUGUUGUCACAAGGGCCACUGAUCACUGCAGAACCGUUUGUGGUUGAACAGAUUGAACCAGUUAGUCAAAUGGUUCAUCCCAUUGAUAAUUCUGAGGAAGAGGCACAGAAUGCAAUCAAUGCAGACAAAGAGUUCAAUAUGACACUUCAAACAUCAUUGAAUCAGAAUGCCUUCUUUAAACCUUCGUGUGACAGAGAGACUGCCAUGGAAACUGACAUCUGCAGCAGUGUCAGUGGACCACUUCCUCAGCUUCCCCCUCCAGAACAGGAGUUCCUAGAAGUUCGUAGACCACGUGUCAUGAAAACUAAAUCAAAAACUCUCUCAAGUGAAGGGAGUUCAGAGAAAGGUGAAAACGAGGUGAUAGUGGAGCAUAGAGCAAGUUUUAAGAAAAAAGCCCCUGUUCCUCUGCCAACCUCCAAAUCAAGAAAAGAGUGCAAACAACCAAUGGAAGCACUUGAUUUCUCUGACUUGAAUGAUGAUGUUUUUGUCGAUGAUGUAAAGUCAAAUAUAACCAGUAGCAAAUUAGUUAGUCGUGUUCAUCAUAAAUCUGUAGCAGAAAGAUGUGUUGGAAAUUUUCCAGCUUUAGAAGAGCCCCCUAACCGUAGUUCUCUGGAUGAAUCUGUCCUGCAGAUGGCUUCAUCACGUCAUGAUGAUUUCACAGAGGAAGACGGUCAAACAGAAGAUGUCAGGUUUACAAAAGCUCACAAGUCAACAAAGUUGCAAAGUCUUAAGGAACUGUUUGAAAAGUCAUGUAAAGAAAGUGCAGAAAAAUUCAAAAUGGCCAGUACUACAUCUCAAGAAAAUUUAGUUUGCUUGCCGACCCCAGAGUCCCCUCAAGACACAAGUAGAAUUGUGAAUGCUAGAGCUUCGUUUGGAAAACAGAAGUCUUAUUCACAGAUUGAGCAAUCAGGAUUUGAACAGAUUGGUGCAUGUGGUCCUGCAUUGGAUAAUUUCAAUGUCCCAGGAAACAGGAGAAGCAUUUCGACAGAUGUGGGUUAUGAAUUCCAAAUUUCAAAAAAUAUUGGAAUAAGAAGUGAAAAAAUUGAUAAAUCUGUUGCAAUAGGGAAGCCUCCUAAACAUAGGAGUGUUUCAAAGACAAGGACUGGUAGUGAGUCAUCCAUGUGCGAGUCUGACAUGAGGACAAGGUCUUCUCGAUCUGUUGAUGGAUCUCCAAAGUUUGCUCGAGAGGGAUCUCUUAGUUCAAAAAGUUCGCCAAAAUCUCAGAGAGACUCCUCUCCCUUUAGCCAAAUUUCAUCAGAUGACUCCCCUCGAGGAAUUCGUCGGUGUUCCGAAGAAAGCUCACCUCGAAGUAUUCGGCAUCAGUCUUCCGAGGAAAACUCACCCAAAAUUCUAAGGGUCAAAUCUGAUGGCUCUCCCAGGGGAACAAGGCAUGUUUCCUUUCAGAGCCACAAUCAGUCUAUAACAACCUCACAAGGUGCGUCUGGGAGUGGCGUGGUGGUGGUUAGCUCAGAGAAAAACGAAAGAAUGACCAAGUCAUGUUCAGUGUUAAACACUUCACCCCAAGGUGCAUCCAGAGGUAGUGGUCCAGAGGAUGUGAUGAGCAGGUCUCUGACAUUAGAACAUUCUCAUUCUCUAGAGGAAGCCACAUCUCAUCUCAAAAGAAGAGGGAGCAUUAAAGAGCUCAUGCAUUUUUUCGAAAGUAAGCAGGAAGGGAUUGAUGAAGAACCACGACAGGUCGGUCGACAGCGUGUUCACAGUGUUUCGCCAACUUUAGGACUAAGACAAUCCAACUCGCGAUCUUCUGAAUCUUUGACCCUUGUUAAUGUCCGUCAUAGUUUAGAGUUGCCAUCAUCAAGUGGUCUAUCAACCCUGGAGGGGAUGUCGAGACCACAACCAGUUCGAAUGGGUCCUAAGCCAUUUUACAGUGUCAAAAACAAUUGAUUUCAAGUGCUUUGUACAAUGCAUAAAAAUAGGGUUUCAAUCUGAAAUAUUACUUAGGGACCACACCUAAUCAAUAUAGCAAUAAUAUUUUCCUUGAUAUUCUCAUUAAUAUGAAUUUCCUAGAACUGAUACAUUUUUAAAAUCAUUAAAACACAAGUUGUGUGGCAAUGUGCAAUAGUGAAGUUUUAGAAAGCAGCAUUUUUUACUGUUUUUACACCCAUUCCAACUAUGAUAACAUUGACAUAGUACAGUUUAUUUCCUUUGGCUUCAUUUAUAUUUUUCUUUGAUGGUUAGUUUAUUGUGCAGUAUUAUUUUUGGGUAUUUAAAUUUCAGUUUUUAACUGUCUUUUGAGUUGAUGAUUAUGUCAUAAGUCAGAAAGUAGACCAUGCACUGCCAUGUAGGUAAUUGCUGUAAAUGCCACUUCAUCUUUAUAGUAGAGUAACUGUGUAGGAGGCUAGCUGGACUUUCACAUGACAGCUUCUGUAUCCAGUGUAUAUAUACAUGUAUACAACAUGAUAGAUAUUUGCCAUGUAUUCUCUCUAGUCAGUAUUUAUUUAUUUUUUGUUUAUGUGUAUUUGUUAGCAACACUCUUAUAGAACUAUGUGAACGUGGUAUUUUGCCCUAUGUAUAUAUAAUGUAAAAAUACCCUCUUCCUAAUAAAUCCUUUGUAUUUGUGAUCACAUGCAGAUGGUUGUAUUGAGCGGUUGUAAAUCCUGCUCACAAAUGAAAGAGUAAAAAGUCAUUAUCUGAAAAGAAUCCUAUCAUUUCCUCCCCCUGGUAGCUCAGAUCAAAUACUAGUAUAAACGGGAGUUCCUUACCAUAAUGAAAUUGUCUGUCAUCAUCAGAUAGUUUAUUCUAGUUGGUUGAUUUAGUGUGCUUUUGUUCAUUGGUCAUGUGUGAGAGUUUUCCCCCUUCCUGUAUUACAUGUGAUUGUAUGUUUAUUUUCUGCACUUCCAUGUACUAUACCUGUAUUUGUAUGGGUAAAGAUUCUCAAGUGCUUAUGGCAGGGUCCCAGUGUAAAAGAUUGGGAUUUUUAGCAUAAUAUUUAUUUUUUAUUCCAUAUUUCAUUAUCAGAAUGUGUAAAACCUCACAAACAGGCAAUAAACUGGUGAUUAAUAAAUAUUGCAAAACAUUA